AUGUACGAUGUCUGCCACAGCGCGUGGGCGGACGGCGCGAUCCGGCGAUUACAUCCAGUGUCCGCUGCGACGAAACAUGACGUUCUACAGCGUCUAAGACUGGCAUUAGGAGCUGAUGGUCUAGAUGAGGCUGUUUGUGCAGUUUGCGAUCGAAUCACACUCCGCAAGUCGAUUCACUUGAUUGAUAUCGCCGAUGAAGACCGCAUUCAUGAAAUCCGUUCGCUGCUUACGAGUUCCAAUGAAGAUUUACCCGUUGAGCUGGUCGCGGAAUACGAUUGUUCCACAAUGUUUUUGUCCUUGCACGAUAUGCUGCUAUCUAAGGGUGGAAUUCACGGGGCUGGGUAUUUGCAAGUCUGUGAAGAGUGCAAUGGUAGUCUAAUCAAAAUGACAAUCCCGAAGUUUUCCAUCAAGAACGGGUUCUAUGUAGGCACGCUGCCAACCCGCUUCGUGGAUAUGACGCUUCCCGAGCGAUUCAUGACACAAACAGUGUCUAUCGUCGCGGUCACACGCGUAAUGCGAGGCGGUGCUCACCGUGCGAUUCGUUCACAUUGCUUGGCAUUCGAUUCUACGCCGGGUCCACCCGCGACGCUGCUGCCGAUUCCCGUGGCUAAUAUUACGUGCUAUCGUGUCGUGUUGGCCGGGCCGUUCACGACCGAGCAACAGGCGUGCGUCCGUCAGAUGCACCGCGUGCGCAGGCAGGUUGUUGACGACGUACUGGGUUUCUACCAGCAGCACAAUGUCUUCUACGAACACGUUGACAUCGACUUCUCAGGGGCCACAAACGACAUCAUCGCAGAUAACUUCAUCGUCGAAGAUGCUGAUGCUAAUGUGGAAGCUACGGAGAUAGACGCCGAUCACGGCCGGGUGGGCAACGUGUCGGAGAACGAUGUGUCAGCUCGCGAGACCGAUUUCGUUGAGCGUCGAGUUGUGUUCAUUUCGGACGAUCGAGAGGUUAGCGCGCAGGGCGCCUCUGUUGCCGCCGAGCACCCGACGCUGACCACAUCGCAACCGCAAUUUCUCGUUCGUCAUUCAAGUCAAUUUGCCCACCACGAUAACGCGCUCUUUGCGCGUAUGUUUCCCCACUUGUUUCCUUAUGGCCGAGGCCAUCCGGGCGAACACCGUCAUGUACCUGUAUCAGUCGAGGCAUGUAUACGACAUUACAGCAUGCUGAGCUCGAGGCGUUUCGCCGAAGAUGAACUGUUCACGCUCGCAAGUUUCGACUACCUAUCCGUCCAGAAAAUGUAUACCCAUGUAGCCCUUAAGUGUCGACGGGAUACUGCUGUAUUUGAACGCUACAGCGAUAUCACCGAAGAAGCGCUAAUGCAAGCGCUAACUGAAAAAGAGAUGCAGCGCCAGGGACGCACAACGCAUGCACGAGGACACGGUUCCAGCACGACCGACUUUCUUCGAACGGUCGAGUUGAGCGGUAGUGCAAUGUGGGGUAGCGACGGUGAGCGCGCUCAAUGUCGACGACGGGCAUUCGCCUACCAAGCACGAUUUGGACUGCCAGCACUGUUUGUUACGCUGACACCAAAUGUUGCUGAAUCGUUUGUGAUGGCGCAGUACUGUGGUAUUACGUCUGUCGAUACACUGUUUGAUGCCGCGUUAAGUGAGCCACCUGGACGAUCGGCUCUCCACAGCGCGAGCAUGCGCAAUGACGUUGCUUCUGCUCGACUAUUCGUGCGAAACGUCGACGCCUUCAUUGAGCACGUGCUCGGCAUACCGGUUAACCGCAUGAAAACGAAGCCGUUCGACGGUCUUUUUGGAGACGUGAAAGCGUAUUUCGGCAUGGUCGAGACCCAAGGCGGUGGAACCUUGCACGCUCACUUCUUGAUAUGGUUAGCCGACGUGCCACCAAAUACCAACGCAUUUGACCAAACAUUAGCUGUCCACGGCGAUCAAUAUUUUCGAGACAUCGAGGCAUUCGCAGACAGCAUCGUGACGACAUCGAUGCCGCUGUGUAUUAAAGAAUCGUCUUGUGUAUUCUGUGGACAUUCAUACGCCGACCUGCAGGAACUGCCGAUCCCGACCGAGGCCUAUGAAGACCCUCAGAAAAUAUACCGCGAGCAUAGUCGUCAUUGCGGCGAGCCGAUGCUUGUGAAAUGCUCGGGCUGCGCCACGGCGCUCAGUUCCCAACACGUUAUUCGUCGCCUUUUGUUGGACCAUCGACCACCAUCAUGGCCGCCCCCCAUGCGUCCAUACUCGUUCGGCGAGCUGGCAGCAGCCGUGCGAAUGGAGACACCGUGUCGUGGAAGUGCUGCGGCUGCGAAGUCCGCGGUCUAUCGCCGCGACUUGCAUUUUUUCGAGGUGCAAAAGGACACAGACGGUGACGGCACCAACGACGAUACCGACACGUACGGCAAGUUCCUACGAGGUUUGAAUCGUGCUCCAAGUCGACGUGAGCGACGCGUGGACGAUGCUUUUCAAGGCGAUCCCGUCGGUAGAGCUCUCGUAUUGUUGCCUCCGUCGGUUGACGAUGAGCGACUUGCAACUCGUGCUCUUGCCUUCGCGGUAUCACUACUUGUCUUCAUGCUAAAUCUGCACUGGUGGUCCCACGUAGGGAGCUGUUUUAAAAAGAGUCGCUCUGCAUUAUCCGGACGAUGUCGCUAUGGUUAUCCACGCCCUCGCGCUGAACGAACAUGUUGCUCGAGUGACGGUGUGACGCUCGCGCGACGAGCCCCGUUCGAGUACGUUAAUGGCUUUAACAACGAGAUGAUGCUGGCGUUCAAGUCGAAUCACGACAUUCAAGUAAUGAUCGGAGGGCUCAACGCGCUGAUGCGCAUAUACUACGCAACAAAGUACGUGACGAAGAUGCAAGAGCACGUCGACUCGAUCACGGCGGUUGCUCUCGCCGCGUUUCAACGGCGUCGGCUACGUGAAGCGCGUAAUGAAGAUACCACUGCUGUUGAACGAACUGCAACCGGACGCAAACGCGUUUCAUCGCUGUUAUUUGCAAUCACAAACCGGCGUGAGAUCGCCGGACCGCUUACCGCCCUCUACGUGCUUCGAGGUUCAUGCUCGUUCAUGAGCACUCCGUGUGCAACACUUCCUCUUCGAGCUGUGCUCGAUGAGCUCGUCGAUCAAUCUGCGCAUGUGUGUGAUCUCCUCGAGUUACGCGAGCACGACUCGAACAUCACCUUCCGCGCGGCGUCGAUCCUAGAUGACUACAUGUUUCGGCCAUCGCCGCUGAACCACUUCAACCUGUACGAGUACGUAGCCAAGCAUUUCCGUCGUAAGCGGACGCAAUCGUCUUCAGAGCAUGUGCUGUUCCUACCGGACCACCCACUGUUUGACACCCACUGCGUCGGUACACACGUUGAUGAGGUUGUUCCUAACGUCGUUGGCUUUCGCAUGCCAUAUGUGGAUCGCGAUUCACCUCACGAGCUCGUUGUAAAGCGAAGUCAAUGUGCUCUCGUGUUGUUCAAGUCAUUCCGUACCGUGUCAGACCUGGUGACCGAUCCAACCAACGGCGCAUGCUGGAUCGACGCGUUUUCGCAGUGGGAGCCCACGCGGUCGAAGUUUACUUGCGAGGUUAUGGCUAACAUGGACGAUUACCACAGAGCAGCAAAGCAGGCGAAAGAGUGUGCCGAAGCUUGUGUCGAUGGCGUCAACGGACGGACCGACAGCGAUGCUGAAAGUGAUGACGACGAAAUUAUCGGGACACAAGGCGAUGUUGAUGCUGCACUUGACCGCGCAGCCGAAUCCGCAUCGGCAAAUCCUGUUAUCGAUACGUUUGACCAUUUUUUCGAUGCCUGCAAUCACGAUUGUAAAAAUGACGAUACCACCAUGGACGAAAACACUGAUGAGUCGAGUCUGCCGGUUUUCCCAAGCUCAAGGCAGAAUGGCGACUAUUCUCAUUUGUUGAAUGUGGUGGCGAACAGUACGGCUGGUACGGCCGCAAAUUUGUGUAGUCAUAAUUCAGUUCCCAACUUCUCCGUCGACGAGCUCCAGCGAUUUGUAAAGGACACUUCAAAAGACGAGGCCGAACCGCAGAGGUCGGAGCAAUACCUCAACGAGCGGCCCACAGAAGUCAUCGAACUCCUUAAGAACGCAUUAGAAUCAGGACAUGAGUGGUCGCCACUGACUCAGCCGAACAGUGGCCCACGUAUGAUCCGGUCCUAUUCGUCAAUUGAUGAAGUGUCACGAGCAUUCACACUCAACCAGCGGCAGCACGCGGCAUUUGCGCUCAUCACGACCGCGUUACUACGGCGCUUUCUCCAGCAAGAGAUCAACGGUCUGCAAACCAAUGACAACGGCGGCGACUAUUGUUCCGGUAUCUUCGAAAACCACUUUCACGACUCCCAGCUGCUGAUGUUCCUCGGCGGCGCCGGUGGCACCGGCAAGAGCCGCGUGAUCAACGCAGUUGACGCGUUCUGCGAGAGCUGGCACCGUAGUGACACCGUUGUCAAGACGGCUCUAACGGGCAAGGCUGCAACACUGAUCGGUGGACGCACACUCGCGAGCUUCAUGAUGCGCUUGAAGCACGCCAUUCGCGAAAAGCACUUCGGGCCGCUCGACCUGCUCGUUAUCGACGAGAUUUCAAUGAUGAAGAAAACCGAGUGGCUGCGGCUGGACAAGUUGCUGCGCUGCUACAAGCGGGUGCCCGACGUGCCGUUUGGUGGUGUGCACAUAGUGCUAGUUGGUGAUUUCCUCCAGAUGCCGCCCGUGAAGGCCGACCCCAUCUACCUUGACCCUGCUGUAAAACGAAAGCCGACAACUGUCGACGUUGAAGGAUUCGACCUGUGGCGGAAAUUCACCACCGUUGUAGUACUCGAAGAAUCAGUGCGCUUCCGGAGCGACCCCGAGUGGGGCGACGGCUGCCGCCUCGCGCGGCUCGGUAACUGGACGCCAGCAUUCGUCAAACUCAUCAAUAGUCGAGUAGUCGCGCAGCCCAACGAGCACCACGCUGCUGCUGCUGCUGCUGCACCAGCGGCAGUAGCAAGGGGCGACGAUGUCGGCGCCCAUGUUGUAUUCGUGACGCCCGAGAACGCCACAAGACUGGCUGUAAACAACGCGUUCGUUGCGCAAACGGCAGCCAUGCUACCCACCGAUUCUUUCCCUGUGCGCGUUUUCGCUAACUUUAAUGGCGCGCUCAACGGACUCAGCAACAGCGACAUCAAGUACGUCUUCAGCCUCCCCGACAACCGCUUCGGACGCAUGGCGCCCUACUUGGACCUUAUCCUCGGCAUGCCCGUGCAAGUUACCCAGAACGUCGCAACCGCCAAGGGUGUCGCAAACGGCACGUUGGGCACCCUUGAGUCCGUGCAUUUUCCGCCGGACACGUUGUUCCGACUCGUGCGCGACGGUGGCACAAACACCAUUGUACAGCUACCGAGCCGAUCACCAGAUUACGCCGUGCUUCGCUUGCCACAGCGGCCGCACGCCGUGGCGAUCCGACCGGGUCUCGACCCUGAUCUCUUCCCAGUGUUCUUCGCCACCGAAGCGUUUCAGAAAGCAACGAUCACGCUGCCGAAAGCACCAGACGGCUGUCCGCGUGCAAUCACGGUCAAACCGCAACAACUGCCGUUUGUCUGUGCAGUGGGCUCCACCGUGUACAAAGUGCAGGGAGAGACGCUGCAGUCAAUGGUCGUCAUGAACUGGCGAUCCAAGCAGCGGGUCGUCAAUAAACCGCAACAAACCUAUCUGCUAGUGUCUCGAGUGACGUCGAGAAACGCACUCGUUGCAUUGGCACCAUUCACAGACGAGCUUGCAGCCUGGUCGAAGCCACCUACAACCGCAAUCAAUGAAGAAGUACGGCUCAACCACCUCAGUGACGCGACCUUAGCAACAUUCCAGUCGUCACUGGUAGCCAAAAACAGCCACUACAACCGCUAA
This is a messenger RNA of Phytophthora nicotianae INRA-310, 5835 nucleotides long. RefSeq lists its product as hypothetical. Bases 1 to 5835 code for a protein of 1944 amino acids. Gene Ontology annotation, molecular function: DNA helicase activity. The transcript is spliced from 2 exons. The record is from RefSeq and is a predicted model, not a curated record. Gene Ontology annotation, biological process: DNA repair; telomere maintenance. NCBI's taxonomy places the organism in Eukaryota, Oomycota, Peronosporomycetes, Peronosporales, Peronosporaceae.